AUGCCUAAUCCUCAAAUAUAUCCUAACAAUCCCAUGAGUCAAUCGGUCCCUCCAUUUCAAUUUUCAUCCCAAGGGCAUCCACCUCAGGGGUUUCAGCUAUACGGCUAUCCCCCGAGUUGGUAUCCCCCGCCAGGGUUUCCCCCGCAAGGAUAUCCUUCACAGGGGUUUAUGUUUAUAGACUCAUCUAGGAGAAGCAGCAUAGAUGGGAGUGGUACUAAUGGAGGGAGACCAUCCUCAAGAAAGGCAGUUCAAGAUUUGGAGAAUAUAAAUAUCUCUGUUGAGCCACAAUCCGACGACGAUGAACAUAAUACUAACAAGCCACGAGCGUUUUAUUCAGAUGCGGAAAGUGAGGUUCUUGCGCAAUGUUGGAUCGAUAUUAGCAUCGAUUCAGUGGUUGGAAAUGACCAAAAGAUGGAGCAAAUGUGGAAACGCAUUACAGAAGCCUACAAUAAGAGCGGCGCGAAUGAUGCUGAUAUUAUGGAGAUGGCACAACCUGAAUACAAGCAACAUCACGGUACACAGGGUUUUAAGUACAUUGGAGUUUGGAGAAUUUUGUCGACAGUUCCCAAGUUUGUCGAAGUUCAAGGGAAUGUUCAAGCAUCUAAAAGAACGAAAAAUAGAGAAGGAGGAGCUUACACAUCAUCUUCUACAGCUGAAGAUACUACCACGAGCCGCCCAAUGGGGCAGAAAGCGGCAAAGAGGAAGGCGAAGGGAAAGGGAAAAAAAGAAGACCUCAGUGCACUGAAGGAACUUGUGAGCAAGCAUGAAGACAAUGCCUCCAAGUACAUACGUAUAAUGGAGGAGAAUGCGCGUACAAAAAAAGAGGAACAACGUGUAGAUGAGUAUAAAAUUGUAAUGAUGGACACAUCAGAUAUGACGGAAAUGCAGCGACACCUACAGAAAUUGCACUGCAAGAAGAUACUGAAAAAAUGGGAAGAUGAUAAUUAG
This is a messenger RNA of Salvia miltiorrhiza (redroot sage), 948 nucleotides long. RefSeq lists its product as uncharacterized. Lineage: Eukaryota; Viridiplantae; Streptophyta; Magnoliopsida; Lamiales; Lamiaceae. The record is from RefSeq and is a predicted model, not a curated record. The coding region runs from base 1 to 948 and encodes 315 amino acids. The transcript has 2 exons.